Molecule: messenger RNA, 706 nt
Organism: Daphnia magna
Lineage: Eukaryota; Metazoa; Arthropoda; Branchiopoda; Diplostraca; Daphniidae
Product: ctenidin-1-like
Exons: 3
Source: RefSeq, a predicted model, not a curated record
AUAUAUAAAUAGGAGACAACCCUGAUUUCAUUCGUCACAUCACAAUCGGGGCCAUUUGGGGUCGGGUGGCAAACAGCAAUUCAACUGCCCCUCUUCAAAGUGAAUCCGCUGUUCAGGCGAUAUUGCUAGCUAAUCUAUAGCGAUGGGAUCGUUUAAAAUUGUGUUGAUCCUCGGUGUUUCAAUGGCAGUGGCUUAUGCCAUUGAGGCCACCAACCCCAGCCAAUUGACUGGAGAAAUGGGGGCCAUUGAAGAGGAGACGAGCCACUUGACUGAAUUGUUUCCAGCUGAUAUGGACAUGGAUGAGAGAAAGUACAAAGUUUACUAUCGCGCAAAAUCCAAGGGAUAUGGCAACAACGGUUAUGGUGGAGGAGGAUACGAUGGCGGUGGAUACGGUGGCGGUGGAUACGGUGGCGGUGGCAAAGGGAGCAAAGGCAAAGGCAAAGGCAAAGGUGGCGGAGGUGGAUACGGAGGCGGUGGAUAUGGCGGUGGCAAAGCCAAAGGAAAAGGCAAAGGCAAAGGUGGAUACGGUGGAGGUGGCAAGGGAAAAGGAAAAGGAAAAGGCGGUGGAUACGGUGGAGGUGGAUAUGGCGGUGGAGGUGGAUAUGGCGGCGGUGGAUAUGGCGGCGGUGGAUAUGGCGGAGGAGGUGGAGGAGGUGGAUAUGGCGGUGGCGGAGGAGGUGAAUAUGGCGGCGGUGGAGGAGGAGGU